Messenger RNA from Agrilus planipennis (emerald ash borer), 1748 nucleotides. RefSeq names its product glutamate-rich WD repeat-containing protein 1. The record is from RefSeq and is a predicted model, not a curated record. Gene Ontology annotation, molecular function: protein binding. Lineage: Eukaryota; Metazoa; Arthropoda; Insecta; Coleoptera; Buprestidae. The transcript has 5 exons.
CCAUGUUUAUGUCUAUGACUCUAAUGUUUGGAAGAAUUAACCUAACAUUUAAUCAGGCGUGUUUCUUCUUUUUAAUAAUUAUCUAUUAAAAUUGGGGCGAAAUGUCUGGUAAUGAGAUGGAAUUAGAGGAAAAUCAAACCAUGGAGAACGAUAACGCAAUGUACGAAGGAGACGACGAAAACAGGGAAAGUAUUGAAGCAAAAGAAGUGUACCUUCCUGGUAAGUCUCUUGAAGAAGGUGAAGAACUAGUUUGUGACGAAACAGCAUACAUUAUGUUACAUCAAGCCCAAACAGGAGCUCCUUGUUUAAGUUUCGAUGUUAUUAAGGACGAACUUGGCGAAAAUAGAGAAACUUUUCCAGCUACUAUAUAUGCAAUAGCUGGAACUCAAGCAUCUCAGACUCACAUCAAUAGUCUCAUAGUCAUGAAAUUUUCGAAUUUACAUAAGACCAGUCGAAGUGACGAAGAAGAAUCAGAAGAUGACGAUGAAGAAGACGGGGAUGAGUCAAAACGUCCUCAAAUGUCAUGCGCAUUGAUAAAACACCAAGGAUGUGUUGAUAGAAUACGGUGUACAAGACUAAACAAUACAGUUGUUGCAGCCAGUUGGAGUGAAUUAGGCCGAGUUAACAUUUGGGAUUUAACUCAACAGCUACAGGCUGUAGAUAAUCCUCAACUUUUAUCUCGUUAUAACAAAGACCACGUUAAAAAUACUAUUAAACCACUUUUCACCUUCAGUGGACAUCAAGAAGAAGGCUUUGGCAUGGAUUGGAGUUCUGUAGCACCAGGGUUUUUAGCUACGGGUGAUUGUAGAAGGAAUUUGCAUAUCUGGCGACCAGCAGAAGGAGGCAAAUGGAACGUGGACCAGAGGCCUUUAAUCGGCCAUACUGAUUCGGUGGAAGAUAUACAAUGGUCACCUAAUGAAGAGAGUGUUUUAGCAUCUUGCUCAGUGGAUAAGAGUAUACGAAUUUGGGAUAUCAGGGCACCACCAAGUAAAGCUUGCAUGCUGAGCAAUGACCAAGCACAUGAAAGCNGCAAUGACCUAGCACAUGACAACGUAAUUAAUUGAAACAGAAGAGAAUCUUUCAUUGGCAGUGGGGGUGAUGACGGAUUUUUGCAUGUAUGGGACCUGAGACAGUUUAAAGAAAACACAGCAGUAGCAACGUUCAAACAUCAUACAGCCCCCGUCACUACAGUAGAAUGGCAUCCAACAGACUCAUCAGUGUUCGCAUCUGGGGGCAGUGACGAUCAGAUUGCUUUAUGGGACUUGGCAGUCGAAAGGGACUGCGAUGAUGCGGAAGAUGUUACGGAUGUGCCCCCUCAACUUCUAUUCAUACAUCAAGGACAGAAAGACAUCAAGGAGCUCCACUGGCAUCCUCAGAUACCAGGACUCAUUAUCAGUACAGCAAAUAGUGGUUUUAAUAUUUUUAAAACAAUUAGUGUAUAAUAAAAAAAAACUGGUUAUUAGAAUUACAAAUAAUUUUAAAUUAAUUUAAAUGAUGUCUGUUUGUUAUUGAUUAUGAUAAGACAUUUUUUAACAAAUAAAUGUUUUAAGUUUCCAAAUGUGUUACUAUUUUUAGGCAGUUUACAAAAGCUAUUAGAACUAUUAAGAGAUUUUAAUUUUAAUACGAAGCGAUGAAAAGUAAAGAGAAAUUAGUAUUAAAAUGAAUCUAUAAUACGAAAAUAUAUUUAAUGGAUAUCUCUGUGUUGUUGAAGAUUAAAAAAAUGGUUAUUGUAGAAAACUAAAAAUAAU